Ailuropoda melanoleuca (giant panda) is the source of this 2004-nucleotide messenger RNA. Its product is annotated as E3 ubiquitin-protein ligase DCST1-like. The annotation marks the transcript as partial. The transcript has 9 exons. The record is from RefSeq and is a predicted model, not a curated record. Lineage: Eukaryota; Metazoa; Chordata; Mammalia; Carnivora; Ursidae. Gene Ontology annotation, cellular component: membrane.
CCUCACCUGCCCCCUGCCCUUCCCGCAGACGUGGUGGACCGGGGCAUCCUCAGCUGCCGCCGCUGGUUUAAGCGGAAGCACGAGCAGUGUCUGCAGCGCGUCUGGGUCCCGCUGCUCAAACACCUGCUUUGCUUGCCCAUGACGUUCAAGUUCUUCUGUGGCAUCGCCAAGGCGAUGGAGGUGUGGUGCCGCAGACGGAUCCCCGUGGAAGGCAACUUUGGGCAGACGUAUGACUCCCUCAACCAGUCUAUUCAUGACCUGGAGGGGGACUUUUCGGCCACUAUUGAGCUCAAGGAAGAGAAGCAGGCAGCUGUGCUGGGCCUGAACAAGAGCUGGGAGCACGUGAGCACCGAGCUGCGGGACUACGUCCGCCACCAGGAGGCCCGCCUGGAGUGGGCCCUGGGGCUGCUGCACGUGCUGUUCUCCUGCACCUUCCUGCUGGUCCUCCGCGCGUCCUUCUCCUACAUGGACAGCUAUAAUGGUGACAUCCGCUUUGACAACAUCUACAUCAGCACCUACUUUCGUCAGAUCGAUGAGCGCAGGAAGAAGCUGGGCAAGCGGACGUUGCUGGCACUCCGCAAAGCCGAGGAGAAAACCGUCAUCUUCCCCUGCAAUCCCUCUGUGCAGGCCUCGGAAAUGAGAAACGUGGUGAGGGAGCUUGUGGAGACGCUGCCCGUUCUGCUCCUGCUGCUGCUGCUCUGCGGCCUGGACUGGGCCCUCUACUCCAUCUUCGACACCAUUCGCCACCACUCCUUCCUGCAGUACUCCUUCCGCAGCAGCCACAAAUUGGAGGUGAAAGUCGGGGGGGACUCCAUGCUUGCCCGGCUUCUUCGGAAAACCAUUGGAGCCCUGAACUCGUCCUCAGAGACAGUGGUGGAAUCAAACAACAUGCCCUGCCUGCCCCAGCCCAUGCGCCUAGACGCCAGCGCGUACAUGAGAGCUGCGCUCCCCACCGGCCUGCUGCUCCCCCUCUGCUUGCUCCAGGCCUUCGCCUACCGGCUCCGGAGGGUCAUUGCCGCCUUUUACUUCCCCAAGCGAGAGAAGAAGCGGACCCUGUUCCUCUACAAUGACCUCCUGAGGAAGAGGGCAGCCUUUACGCAGCUGAGGAGGGCUGCCAUCCUGAGGCGGGCGCGACUGCAGAAGGCUCCAGUAAGUCCAGGCCUCCUUCCCGUGGGUCCUGCCAUCGUGAGGACCAUGGCAGGGGCCUCUGCCAUCAGUCCGUCCGGCCCAGGGGCCCAGGCCCACAGAGAUCAGCGAGUUCUGAUGGGAUGCGUGCCAAGGGCCCCGGGUCAUCCAGCUCCUGGGGGUGAGGGCUGGGUCCACCUCCGUCCCCCAGGAUUCAGCCCAGCCGGAGACACUCAGUGGGCCAUCAGGAGGCAGGCAGAAAAGGGGAAUCUGAUUUGAUACAGUCUGGCUAAGAGAGCAAGGGGGCUCCAUCAGAAACAAGGCCCAAAGGCACAGGUUUGGCUGAGAGGCUGCAGACCAGAAGCUCAGCGUGUUUGGGGGAGGCGGGGAGGCGGGUGGGCUGGGGCAUCACAAAAGGGCCACGUGGGGUAAGGAAAAAGCACAAAGGCAGAAGAACCAGGUUUCAGUCUCCACACUCCCUCAUUAAGCUGUGUGACCUUGGCCACAGUCUUCACCAGACCCGUGUUUUCCUCUGAAAGACAGGGAGCUUGGACAGAUGUGUGAGGCCUGGUGUAAUCAGCAGCAACAGUGCAGCAGUGGGGUGUGGGCUGCUGGUGCCAGAGGGCCUGGGUUUGAGUCCUGGCUCCCUUCUUUAUUGCCAUGACAACUGUGAUCUGGAGUGCUUACUAAACGCUGGGCCCUGGUUUUUCCCAUCUGUAAUGCGGACGGAGUUGCUACUGAUCUGGUUGUCGUAAGGACUGAGGGGGCCUCACUCUCGUGCCAUAGGCAUCUGGUGUGUUCCGUGCACGUGCUAGUUGUCAUUGUGUGACCCUGGGCAAGUGACCGCCUCUCCAAGCAUGUUUUCUCAUCUGAAAAAGA